Molecule: messenger RNA, 1462 nt
Organism: Spinacia oleracea (spinach)
Lineage: Eukaryota; Viridiplantae; Streptophyta; Magnoliopsida; Caryophyllales; Amaranthaceae
Product: alkaline ceramidase
Exons: 3
Coding region: 242-1009 (255 amino acids)
Biological process (GO): ceramide metabolic process; defense response to other organism; response to salt stress
Cellular component (GO): membrane
Molecular function (GO): hydrolase activity, acting on carbon-nitrogen (but not peptide) bonds, in linear amides
Source: RefSeq, a predicted model, not a curated record
AACAAACAAGGAAGUUUCUCUAGGAUUCCCAAAUUACAGCCAAAAUUAGAAGGGAGAAAAAAAAACCGAUGUCCAAAAUCGCAGUUUCUAUCUUCCUCUGAAAAUUUUAUGCAAUUUGAAAGUGAAAAUCAAGGGUUUCCAUCUGUUCUUAGAAAGGAAUAAGUUGGAGAUCAUAAAGGAACUACAAGGUUUCGAUUAGAAAUUUAUAUAGACCAACAUUGCGUGCCUCACUUUUUGAUCAAUGGGUGAUGAACUACUAAAUUUCUGGGGCCCAGUCACAUCCUCUAUUGACUGGUGUGAGAACAAUUAUGUUUGUUCAUCUUAUAUUGCAGAGUUUUACAACACAAUAUCAAAUAUACCAACCAUCAUGUUGGCGGUCAUUGGCCUCAUAAUUGCCUUAAGUCAGGGUUUUGAGAAGAGAUUUACCGUUCUUCACCUUUCAAAUAUGAUACUUGCAAUGGGGAGCAUAUUGUUCCAUGGGACACUGCAACGUGUGCAGCAGCAAAGUGAUGAAACUCCAAUGGUAUGGGAAAUGCUCCUUUAUAUCUACAUCCUGUAUUCACCUGAUUGGCACUACCGAAGCACAAUGCCCACGUUCCUCUUCCUCUAUGGUGUUAUCUUUGCCGUUGUCCAUUCCCUAUUUCAUUUCAAGAUAAGUUUUAAAGCUCAUUAUGCGGUUCUUUGUCUCCUUUGCAUCCCUCGGAUGUACAAAUACUACAUCCACACAGAGGAUCUUGCAGCCAAGCGUAUUGCAAAGCUUUAUGUAGUCACUUUAUUCCUUGCGAGCCUUUGUUGGCUUUGUGACCGUGUUUUCUGCGAGAAUGUAUCUAAUUGGCCCAUUAAUCCACAAGGACAUGCUUUGUGGCACGUGUUCAUGGGCUUUAACUCCUACUUUGCAAAUGCAUUUCUCAUGUUUUGUCGUGCUCAGCAGCGGGGAUGGGAACCAAAGAUUGUACAUUUCUUGGGUCUUGUCCCCUAUGUCAAGAUCCAGAAACCUAAAUCUCAAUGAGUCAAGACACGAUCAUACAAAGCUGGUUGAACCACUUCUUUCUUGUGCUCCGCAAGAACUCCCGCAGUUUAAGGGGCCUCGUUGCAUACUAUGGAAUUGCUGACAAUAGCCUGUUCUGAAGUACGUGUUGCAGCGAAACUAUACCAUUAACCAUAUGACAAUUGUAGAUGGUUGGUUACAGGCAAUUUUGGAAUAGAAAGUAUUUCCACAUUGUUUUGUUCUUGUAUUUAGGGUCUAGAUUUCACGAAACUAUGGUAAGUUUUAUUGUUAGAACUCAAAAGUAUAGGAUAUACAGUUCUUCACUAUGUUUAUGUCGUUUUAUCUGAUAGAACAUGUUAAUUUCUCGAUUCACUUCUCAGCUUAUUGUUAUCCAGAUCCGGAAACUUCUUGCCUAUGCAAGCUUGGUGAUUUCUUUUAAUUUAUAUAUAAAUACAGAUGCUAAUUCAUCUACUA